Messenger RNA from Frankliniella occidentalis (western flower thrips), 1545 nucleotides. It is a transcript of the gene Cdk1, whose product is annotated as cyclin-dependent kinase 1. Gene Ontology annotation, cellular component: nucleus. Gene Ontology annotation, molecular function: cyclin-dependent protein serine/threonine kinase activity; RNA polymerase II CTD heptapeptide repeat kinase activity; ATP binding. The coding region runs from base 176 to 1111 and encodes 311 amino acids. NCBI's taxonomy places the organism in Eukaryota, Metazoa, Arthropoda, Insecta, Thysanoptera, Thripidae. The transcript has 8 exons. Gene Ontology annotation, biological process: protein phosphorylation; mitotic G2 DNA damage checkpoint signaling; G2/M transition of mitotic cell cycle. The record is from RefSeq and is a predicted model, not a curated record.
GUUGUUGUAGAUUCACUGGUUACACACCACACUCCCGCCUUCGUUAUCCCUGUGACGAUAAAGAAAAAUAGCAAGUUCUGAAUGGGAGGCCCACUGUCCUGAACAAUUUUCUAGUCGCUCUAUACAGUGUUGUCAUAUUUGAAAGGAUUUUUGUAAUUUGCUGACCAAAAAGAAAAUGGGAGACAGGGCUCCGCAACCGACUGGAGGGCUGGCAGAUUACCUGAAAAUUGAAAAAAUUGGAGAAGGUACAUAUGGUGUUGUGUACAAAGGCCGCAACAAGCUUACAGGGCAAGUUGUUGCCAUGAAGAAGAUUCGCCUGGAAAGUGAAGAUGAAGGUAUCCCAUCCACUGCUAUCCGUGAAAUUUCUUUGUUGAAAGAACUAGAUCACCCAAACAUUGUGAGGCUUUUGCAACAUGUUAUGGAAGAGCCGCGCCUCUAUCUUAUCUUUGAAUUUUUGUCAAUGGACCUCAAGAAAUACAUGGAUUCAUUCAAAGGUUCAGAAUGUAUGCCUCCUGAAACUGUUCAAUCUUACUUGUAUCAGAUACUACAAGCUAUCCUGUUUUGCCAUAAAAGGAGAGUUUUCCACAGAGAUCUGAAGCCCCAAAACCUUCUCAUUGCUGACAAUGGUAUAAUCAAAGUUGCAGAUUUUGGUCUAGGGCGUGCCUAUGGUAUCCCAGUGAGAGUAUACACCCAUGAGGUUGUUACUCUGUGGUACAGAGCUCCUGAAAUCCUUCUUGGUGCCAUGAGAUAUUCAUGCCCAAUAGAUAUUUGGUCUAUUGGUUGCAUUUUUGCUGAAAUGGCAUCAAAGCGACCUCUUUUCCAAGGUGACUCAGAAAUUGAUCAGCUCUUCAGAAUCUUCAGAGUUCUCACAACACCUAAUGAGACUAAUUGGCCUGGAGUCUCAAGCUUGCGAGAAUACAAAGCUACUUUCCCCAGUUGGUCCACAAAUAAUUUAGCAUCUCAUGCAAAGAAUAUCAAUGAAGCUGGGUUGGACCUUCUGCAAGAAAUGUUAACUUACAAUCCAGAGAAAAGAAUCAGUGCACGAAAUGCAUUGAAACACCCAUUUUUUGACACUUUGGACAAGAGUAAGCUGCCUGCCACUGACAGCUGAACGUUAUUUUGUUGUAGUGCUGAAAACCUGUAUAUUGUGAAGAUCAUUUAUCAAACAUAGUUUAGCUCAAAUGUAAUACCCAUUUUAAAGAAUUCAAUUUUUGAAUAGGUGCCUUUAUGUUAUAAUCAUAGUGGUGGGUAUGAGCAGAGUAUUACAAAUGCUCCAAUUCAAUUGGAAAUUUGACAAUGGAGUUUGAGGUGGUUGGGGAUACAUCAACUUUUAUUCUUCCAAUGUUUCGUAUGUUUGAACAUUCUUCAUUUUGCAGUGUCCCUGAAACAUGCGCUGUAUAUAGAAGUGGACCAUUCUAUCUUCAUUUUGGUCCCUCUUUUUUUCUCCCAUCUUUCCUGUCAUGUACCCAACUUAUACGCUCAAACAUAUACUUUUAUCACUGUUUGUGCACUAUUUAUAUUAUAAUAACAAUUUUAAAAAUCAAA